AUGGCCGCUAUCGGAGCAGUUGCAACCCUCGGCACCGCCAUUGGCAACGUCGGCACCUUCUUGGGACUUGUUGCCUCGGGUAUCAGCAUCAUGCAGGCGAUCAACCAGAAGCCCAAGGAAGUUGACUUCUACACCCUUCGCAUGGAGAUCGGUGACAACCAGGACGCUUCUGGCAACCCCCCGACCGUCAUCUUCUCCGACUUCUCCAACACCGAAUUUGUUGGUGUCUUCGAGGGUAACAGCGACGAGUCCAAGGACCAGUGCCGCAACCUGGGCGGUCUUGACUUGUACAAGGGACUCAAGAACGCCGAAGCGCCCAUCAAGUCGUUCUCCACCAACAACGGUUUCAACCUCAAGUCUCUUGACAUCCAGCCUGGCGGCAACGCCAUCUGCGUCUCCAACAUCAUCCUCAAGGGCAGCGACACCCAGGCUAGACGUGAUGAGGUCUUCAUUCCCAUCGGCGACUUGGGCUUCCAGUGCGGUCACGAGUGGAACUGGGGUGCCAUCCUGAACGGUGUCCGCCAGCGCUGCAUCUGGCUCGACGGCCAGCCUGACGGCACCAACAAGCCCAUCCAGUCCCUUCACCUCGACAUGGAGAACCUCGCUGGCAUUUUCAACAAGGGCAAGAACGACACUUUGGCCAAGACCACCUUCGAGCAGGCUUGCGGCUUCAUCAGUGACAACGUCGGCAAGAUCACCAACCGCAACGAAUGCAAGGAGUCCUACACCAAGCGCUCUACCUCCGGCAAGAACGAGACCAUCGACACUGUUCCCUGCGUCGAGGAGGCUGCGGACUUCUUCUCCGGAAAGACCGAUGCCCUGUCCAAGUAUGCCGGCGCUCCUUUCAUCACCUCCGACAACAAGCUCUGGGACUCCGCCAAGGGCGCCUUCACCGACGUCACUCCCAAGACCGCCAGCAAGCGCUCCGGACUCCAGGCUCGCCGCAACUCCAUCGAGGGUUUCAAGGUCGCUGAGAAGAGAGGCAUUGCUUCCACUCUCAAGGGCGAGCGCUGCGAGUACGCUGCUGACGGCGAUGCCCCCAAGUGCCAGGUCGUGAAGGAGUUCUCUGUUGGUGCUUGA
Molecule: messenger RNA, 1080 nt
Organism: Colletotrichum karsti
Lineage: Eukaryota; Fungi; Ascomycota; Sordariomycetes; Glomerellales; Glomerellaceae
Exons: 1
Coding region: 1-1080 (359 amino acids)
Source: RefSeq, a predicted model, not a curated record